AUGAGCAGAGCGCUCCGGAUACCACUCGGCGCGCUGGUCUUUCUGGCCAGCGCGCUUAAUGCCGCUGCGCAUGGCGAACACGCCCAAGGUGACGGGCAUCAGAUCGUCAUUGCGCCGGACGCGGACUGGGCGACAAGACACAUGGCUGAGGAGCACCACAUCUCCGCCUUCGACGCCGGCACCUUCUUCACCCUCCAUGACUACGAUUCGACAGGCCUCUGGACAACCGUCGAUAUCCGGCGCACCUACGGCCUCAACGACCCCUCCAGCUCGCACAUCUCCGAAACUAAGAAGCAAAUGGUUGUGCAGACCGUGUUGGAUAUGUUCGACAUCAACAAAGACGGCGAGAUCUCGGCCUCGGAGUUCUACCAGAAAGACCACGAAGGGGUGAAAUUGCCUGACUUUGGGAUGGGACCGGGACAUCAUGGGGACGAUGAGUACGAGUAUGAGAUUCACCACUGGGAGAAGUAUCAUAGUGGGGAUGACGUCAAGGAAGAGGAUUUGAAUCAUCCAGAGGAUAUUGAGCAUUUUAGGAUGCAUGAGGAGCAGGAGAGGAAACAAGAGGAGUGGGAGAGGGCGGAGAGGGCAGGAAUUGUGGAGAAGAAUAUCCCGGCGAAGUUCAGGGUUAAUUGA
This is a messenger RNA of Didymosphaeria variabile, 633 nucleotides long. RefSeq lists its product as uncharacterized. Lineage: Eukaryota; Fungi; Ascomycota; Dothideomycetes; Pleosporales; Didymosphaeriaceae. Gene Ontology annotation, cellular component: endoplasmic reticulum-Golgi intermediate compartment; extracellular exosome. Gene Ontology annotation, molecular function: calcium ion binding. The transcript is spliced from 2 exons. The coding region runs from base 1 to 633 and encodes 210 amino acids. The record is from RefSeq and is a predicted model, not a curated record.